CGUAUUAUACGAAAUAUCGUAUUUUAUGAAGUUACAUAACGCGUAAACCGCACUUGUUAAAUAUUCUGUUUACCGUUUAGCUAUUUUCAAGAAUGCGCAUCAUUUAUCUGUCAAAACGACCGUGUCGAUUUUGGACAAAGGUUUGGAGUCGCAAUAUCUGUUUAUCGCGUAAAAUGUCUGCAAAUUCACCUCCCGGAAAAAGUGACGAUGAUGGCACUCAGGACAGAGUCGUCCCGCCAAUUCCGAUUCCGAUUCGAGACUUGGAAGUGGAUUCAAUUCGAAGAUUUUUAGCUUCAAAGCUCGGUUUCUAUGAACCGCCAGAACUUACUGAAUCAAACGUAGAAAAGGUUUUAGAUGAAGUAAGUUUGGAUGGCGUUGCAAAAUGGAUAAAAAACAUACGAUGCCGAAACAUUAUAACUUUAGCCGGAGCUGGAAUAUCAACAUCUGCCGGAAUACCUGAUUUUCGAAGUCCGCACACAGGAUUGUACCACAAUUUGCAGAAAUAUAACUUACCUGAGCCCCAGGCCAUUUUCGAAAUUAACUUCUUUCGACAAAACCCGAAGCCAUUCUUCACAUUGGCUAAAGAACUAUUUCCCGGAAAAUUUAAACCUACUAUAUCUCAUUAUUUUAUAAGACUUUUACAUGAAAAGGGUCUCCUGCUCCGCCACUAUACACAAAAUAUAGAUACACUAGAGAGGGGCGCCGGUAUCCCAGAAGAGAAAAUAGUUGAGGCACAUGGUACUUUCUAUAAAUCACAUUGCUUGGAAUGUCGCAAAGAAUAUUCUUUAGAAUUUAUUAAGGAUAUCAUAUUCACAGACCAGAUUCCGAUAUGCACUGAUUGUCCUGGUAUUGUUAAGCCAGAUAUAGUCUUUUUUGGUGAAAGUCUGCCGGAACGUUUCCAACACUGCUUGCAGGAAGACUUUAUGAAGUGUGACAUGCUAAUCAUAUUAGGUUCCUCUCUAGAAGUCCAGCCAUUUGCAUCAUUGAUUGAUAUGGUACCAGAUUGGUGUCCAAGGCUCCUCAUAAAUCGUGAGAAGGCUGGUGUUAAAUCUCCUUUACUAAGACUUUGGGGGCUCAUGAGUGAAGGUCUGACUCUGGAUGGAUCCUCUAUUCGGGAUAUUGCAAGACUUGGAGACUGUGAUGACGGUUGUUUGGAGCUAGCAGAUAAGCUUGGAUGGGGAGAUGAGCUUCGAGCACUGGUUGCUAGAGAACAUGAACGUCUGGAUCGGGAAGGAAACCUGGCGAAACCCCAUGCUCCUGUGCCAACUGCCAAUGAACCUAUCGCUGAACACCAUGCAGUGCCUACUGAGCCUAAGCAAUGAACAUAUUAAUGGUUAGACAUUUGCUACUGCAUUAUUUAUGCGAUUGACUAAAAAUUAUAUUAUACUAUAGUGUUGUCACAAUAGAAAAAAUAAUUUUGUUAUAAAACUUUUUUGUAACUUUAUAUUAUGUUACUUGUGUUCUCUGUCAACCACAUCGUAUCUCUAGUUUUUAUAUGUGACAACCCUAUAUUAAAAUAUAUAAAACCUUGAAGAAUUAUAAGCAAUUCCAUUAAAUAAGCUUCCAAAUAUAUUUAAAUUUCUAUGUGUUUCAGUGAUAGUAUAUAGUCUAUUCUAAUAGCAGGA
Molecule: messenger RNA, 1625 nt
Organism: Vanessa tameamea
Lineage: Eukaryota; Metazoa; Arthropoda; Insecta; Lepidoptera; Nymphalidae
Gene: Sirt2
Product: NAD-dependent protein deacetylase sirtuin-2
Exons: 7
Coding region: 93-1322 (409 amino acids)
Cellular component (GO): nucleus
Molecular function (GO): NAD+ binding; histone deacetylase activity, NAD-dependent
Source: RefSeq, a predicted model, not a curated record